GAGCGGCUGGGCCCCAGGCACCCGGCACCGGCAGCAGGAUGAGCGUGGAGGCCGGCAGCAAGCCCCUGAAGGUGGGCUCCCGGGUCGAAGUCAUCGGCAAGGGCCACCGCGGGACCGUGGCUUAUGUCGGGGCCACCCUCUUUGCCACGGGGAAGUGGGUCGGUGUCAUCCUGGAUGAAGCGAAGGGCAAGAACGAUGGGACCGUGCAGGGCAGGAAAUACUUCACCUGCGAGGAGAACCACGGCAUCUUCGUGCGGCAGUCACAGAUCCAGGUCUUUGAAGAUGGAGCUGAUACAACAUCCCCAGAAACACCAGAAUCUGCUGCCUUGAAAGUCCCCAAGAGAGAUUCGCUGGACGCCGCCAAAGGCAGCAAACUGCGUGGAGUGAAACCUAAAAAGGCCCCGGCGACACGGAAGACCACCGUCCGGCGGCCCAAGCCCACCCGGACCCCCAAUUCCGUGGCGUCCAGCGGCACGGCCGGGCCCUCGGGCUCGGCCUCGGCCUCCGGCGGGGAGAUGAGCAGCAGCGAGCCCAGCACCCCCGCGCAGACGCCGCUGGUGGCCCCGGUGAUUCCAACGCCCUCCCUUGCCUCGCCGGUGGCACCCCCGGUUCCCUCGCCCACAAAGGAGGAGGAAAAUUUGCGUUCUCAAGUGAGGGACCUGGAGGAGAAAUUGGAGACGCUGAAGAUAAAGCGAAAUGAAGACAAAGCCAAGCUUAAAGAGCUCGAGAAGUACAAGAUCCAGCUGGAGCAGGUACAAGAAUGGAAGAGCAAAAUGCAGGAACAACAGGCGGAUCUCCAGAAACGUUUGAAGGAGGCCAAAAAGGAAGCCAAAGAUGCCCUGGAAGCCAAGGAGCGCUACAUGGAGGAGAUGGCAGACACGGCCGACGCCAUCGAGAUGGCGACUCUGGACAAGGAGAUGGCAGAAGAGCGAGCAGAGUCCCUGCAGCAGGAGGUGGACUCCUUGAAGGAGAAGGUGGAAUAUCUCACGAUGGACCUGGAGAUCCUCAAGCACGAGAUCGAAGAGAAAGGCUCGGACGGAGCAGCGUCCAGUUACCAAGUCAAACAGCUGGAAGAGCAGAACGCGAGACUCAAGGAAGCUCUUGUAAGGAUGCGGGACUUGUCCGCCUCGGAGAAGCAGGAACACGUGAAGCUUCAGAAGCAAAUGGAGAAGAAAAACACGGAGCUGGAGUCGCUGCGUCAGCAGAGGGAGAAGCUUCAGGAGGAGGUGAAGCAGGCAGAGAAAACGGUUGAUGAACUGAAGGAGCAGGUGAGUCCGUUGGGGGCU
Molecule: messenger RNA, 1286 nt
Organism: Athene cunicularia (burrowing owl)
Lineage: Eukaryota; Metazoa; Chordata; Aves; Strigiformes; Strigidae
Product: dynactin subunit 1-like
Exons: 12
Biological process (GO): cytoplasmic microtubule organization
Cellular component (GO): microtubule plus-end; nucleus; cytoplasm
Molecular function (GO): microtubule plus-end binding
Source: RefSeq, a predicted model, not a curated record